Messenger RNA from Nerophis lumbriciformis (worm pipefish), 4044 nucleotides. The record is from RefSeq and is a predicted model, not a curated record. NCBI's taxonomy places the organism in Eukaryota, Metazoa, Chordata, Actinopteri, Syngnathiformes, Syngnathidae.
AUGAGUUGCCACACUGGAGGUGACGAUGGAGACAUCUGCGGAUGGGCCAGUUCAAUGCUGGUACACGGCAAAAAUGACAUCACGGCAGUGACGUCACGAGUACAACAGUUUGUAGAGGAAAGGAUGCAGACCACAAUGCUCACAGGUGUACUGAUAGGUGCCGCCGUUGCAGUCACAAUGAUUGGAAUUGUGGUGCUUUUCUUGUACAGGAGGUACAAGCAUGCCCGUGAACAGCAGCCUGGUGUACCUCAUUAUCGCUUCAGAAAACGAGAUAAAGUGCUCUUCUACGGCCGAAAAAUCAUGCGCAAGGUCCAGACUUUGUCCUCAAUUCCUCCUCCUUCUUCAUCAUCUAACUCCGUGUCAAAGCAACCACAGCGUGUGCGCAAGAGAACCAAAGUUCUUAGCAUUGCUCGCAAAAUCCUUCGCAUCCGUAAAGAUCCGCCUACACUACAGCCUAAAGAACCGCCGCCCUCACUGCUAGAGGCUGACCUGACUGAGUUUGACGUGCAGAGCUCAAAUCUGCCCUCUGAGGUGCUCUAUAUGCUGAAGAAUGUCAGAGUCCUGGGACACUUUGAUAAACCCCUCUUCCUCGAGUUGUGUCGCCACAUGGUAUUUGUUGAGCUGCAGGAGGGUGAAGGUCUUUUCAAGCCUGGAGAUGAUGAUGACAGCAUUUACGUAGUCCAGGAUGGGCGACUUGAGCUCUGCAUUUUUGAGAGUGAUGGUACAGAAGUAGUGGUGAAGGAUGUUCUUCCAGGCGAUAGCGUACACAGCUUACUCAGUAUUCUGGACAUCAUCACAGGUUUUCCAGCUCCUUAUAAGACAGUAUCGGCACGUGCAGCCACCCGCUCUACCAUCUUACGUUUACCUGCAUCCGCCUUUGAGUCUGUGUUCAAAAAAUACCCUGAGACACUUGUGCGUGUCAUUCAGAUCAUAAUGGUGCGUCUCCAAAGAGUCACCUUCUUGGCAUUACAUAACUACUUAGGCCUUACAACCGAGCUCUUCAAUCCGGAGAGUCAUGCAGUGCCUUUGUCCAACGUCAACAGCGUGGCGAGUGAGGCAAUAACGGGCAAAACAAUUCGCCGUUUGCACUUUCAGGAUGAGUUUACUGUGGGGACUGAAGAGAGCCCUCCAGAGACGGAUGGUGUAAAGGAUAGUCCUUCAAACAGCCACAGGAAGCAGAAAUCCAUCUCGAUACUCCCCGACAGCGCAGGCGAUAUGACCAUGGCAUGCGAACGGGCUCGGGUCAACAUAGAUGAGACUCCGCCCAGUCCUGCUACUCAGAAGUCUAGUCUCAAGAAGAGUGUGACCAUGCAGCAUACGCCCUCUGAGGUGUUUCACUACACGGACAGCGGAGGGCAGUCUGACGCCAUCCACCUCAGCAAGAGUGGAACUAUCUUCCAGGCUGCUAAGAAAGACCUGCUUGAAAUUAUCCAGUUGCAGGAUCCAAGCCUACUUGAGGGAAGAGUGACCCUGCACCAAGUAAAAGCUGGUUCUGUGGUGGCUCGUCAGGGAGAUCAGGAUGUCAGCAUUCAGUUUGUGAUUUCGGGCCUUCUUCAUGUUUACCAAAGAAUGAUUGACCGCGAGGAAGACACCCGUCUUUUUGUGACGCAUCCUGGAGAGCUUGUUGGGCAGCUUGCAGUCCUGACCGGAGAGCCCCUCAUAUUUACUGUCCGUGCUCAGCGAGACUGCAGUUUCCUCUCUAUUUCCAAAACCCAUUUCUAUGAGAUAAUGCGAGUGGAGCCAAAAGUAGUACUUAACGUCGCACACGCGGUGGUGAGGAGGAUGUCUUCUUUCGUCAGACAGAUUGACUUUGCACUCGAUUGGAUGGCCGUGGAAGCCGGCAGGGCUGUCUACAGGCAGGGAGAGAAAUCCGACAGCACUUUCAUCGUGCUCAGUGGACGACUGCGCUCUGUAAUUUUGAAGGAGGAUGGGAAGAAGGAGUUGAUAGGAGAGUAUGGACGCGGUGACCUGAUUGGAGUGGUGGAGGCCCUAACCCAUCAAAACAGAGCCACCACCGUCCAUGCUGUUAGAGACUCUGAGCUUGCAAAACUGCCCGAAGGCGCCCUAAGCUCUAUCAAGAGGAAGUUCCCGCAGGUUGUUACCAGACUCAUCCACUUGCUUGGACAGAAGAUCCUUCAGCAGGUUAAUCUUCCUCUGACAGGUCGCAGUUUGGCGCUGCACACCCCUGGCAGUAAAUGGGACGCAGGCAACCAGGCGUCCAACCUCUCCACAGUGACAGUCCUACCCGUCUCUGAAGAGGUGCCGCUCACUGCUUUUACCCUGGAGCUGCAGCAUGCACUCCUUGCAAUAGGUCCCACUCUUCUGUUGACCAGCGAUAUAAUUAAGCAACGCCUUGGAGCUGCAGCGCUAGACAGUGUUCAUGAAUAUCGUCUGUCCAGCUGGUUGGGCCAACAGGAAGACAUUCAUCGCAUAGUUCUUUAUCAAACAGAUUACACACUGACACCCUGGACUCAGCGAUGCAUUCGUCAGGCCGAUUGCAUCAUCAUUGUGGGCUUAGGCGAGCAGGACCCAGCCGUCGGAGAGCUGGAACGCAUGCUGGAAGGAAGUGCUGUGCGUGCCCAGAAGCAGCUGGUACUGCUGCACAAAGAAGAUGGCCCACCUCCAAAGGGUACUGUGGACUGGCUUAACAUGCGGAGCUGGAUCUCGAGACACCUCCAUCUUUCAUGUCCACGACGGGUCUUCUCGAAGAGGAGUCUGCCCAAACUGUUGGAGCUGUAUCAACGUGUAUUUGAGAAGCCACCAGACCGCCACGCAGAUUUCUCCCGACUAGCCCGAGUCCUCACGGGGAAUGCCAUUGCCCUCGUCUUGGGUGGAGGCGGAGCCAGAGGUUGUUCCCAGGUGGGGAUUGUCCGAGCUCUCUGUGAAGCUGGCAUACCCGUCGAUCUCAUUGGCGGCACUUCUAUCGGUUCCCUGUUGGGGGCGCUCUAUGCCGAAGACCGCAGCCAUAGCCGCAUGAGGAUGAGAGCCCGAGAAUGGUCAAUGGAAAUGACUUCGGUGUUCAAGAAGGUUUUAGAUUUAACAUAUCCGGUCACCUCAAUGUUCUCUGGCGCGGCUUUCAACUCUAGCAUCAGCAAUGUAUUCAAGGGCAAACAAAUUGAGGACCUUUGGAUUCCAUAUUUCAAUAUAACAGCUGACAUUAGUGCCUCUGCAAUGAGAGUGCACACUGAUGGUUCUUUAUGGAGGUAUGUCCGUGCAAGCAUGUCCCUUUCAGGGUAUCUGCCCCCUCUCUGUGACCCAAAAGAUGGACAUCUGCUAAUGGACGGAGGCUACAUUAACAACCUGCCAGCUGAUGUGGCACGCUCAAUGGGAGCCAAAGUUGUGAUAGCAAUUGACGUGGGCAGCCGUGAUGAAACCAACCUCACUAAUUAUGGGGACUCUCUGUCAGGUUGGUGGCUGCUAUGGAAACGCCUCAACCCCCUGGCAGAGAAAGUCAAGGUGUUGAACAUGGCGGAGAUUCAGACUCGCUUGGCCUAUGUGUGCUGCGUUCGACACCUGGAGUCUGUGAAAAACAGUGACUACUGCGAGUAUAUCCGACCUCCCAUUGACCGAUACCGGACAUUGGAGUUUGGGAAGUUCGAUGAGAUUGCAGAGGUCGGAUACCAGCACGGCAAGACUGUGUUUGAUGUGUGGCGUCGCAGUGGAGUGGUGGAGAAAAUGCUGAAAGACAGACACCAGGAAGAGUUUCACAACACGCAAUGCAAGAAUAAUGUGUUGACGUGCCCAAACGCUUCCUUCACUGACUUGGCUGAAAUUGUUUCCCGGAUUGAGCCUGUCAAACCUGCCCUGGUGGAUGAAGAGUCAGACUACCACACUGACUAUGACGAGGAGGCAGUGGAGAGCGCACUGUCUGACCUGGAGCUAUACGGUCACUAUGGAGAGCAUACUGAAGGGGAGGAGACUGCGGACACGGAUGAAGAGCUGGAUGAAAGAAGUACCCGACCUGCCAAUGCAGGCACCAGCCACGAACAGUCACUGAACAUCUCAACCAACCAGGAGGUAGUUUCCAAAGGACCCAUCAAGUGA